ACACAGGAUAACAAGAUGGCGGAGAGUGCGGAACUGAAGCAAAUGGUAAUGAGCCUUCGAGUUUCUGAGCUCCAAGUGUUGCUGGGGUACGCGGGACGGAAUAAGCACGGACGCAAACAUGAACUUUUGACCAAAGCUCUCCACCUACUGAAGGCCGGUUGCAGUCCCGCGGUGCAGAUGAAGAUCAAAGAGCUCUACAGACGGCGCUUCCCAACCAAAAUGGUUUCACCGGUGGACCUCGCUCUUCCCGGCGUUCACUCUGCAUCCAGCUUGCCCGCUGGCCUCGCCCAGCUGGGGUUUGACAGCCACGGUUCCCCGUCGCCGCUGCUGCCUGUUUCUUUACUCGGGCCUAAACACGAGCUAAGUCUGCCUCACCUCCCCUCCGCUCUGCACCCUGUCCACCCAGAUGUCAAGCUCCAGAGAUUGCCGUUCUAUGACGUGCUGGAUGAGCUCAUUAAGCCAACGAGCCUGGCUUCAGACAACAGUCAACGGUUCCAGGAAGCGUGUUAUGCCUUUGCUUUAACACCACAGCAAGUUCAACAGAUCAGCAGCUCCAUGGACAUAUCUGGGACCAAAUGUGACUUUGCUGUUCAGGUCCAGUUAAGAUUUUGUUUAUCAGAAACCAGCUGUCCCCAGGAGGAUCAUUUCCCCCCCAAUCUGUGUGUGAAGGUGAAUGGCAAGCCAUGUAACCUCCCGGGAUACCUUCCUCCCACCAAAAAUGGCGUUGAACCAAAAAGGCCCAGCCGUCCCAUUAAUAUAACGUCUCUCGUCCGACUCUCCACCACGGUCCCCAACACAAUCGUGGUGUCGUGGACUUCAGAAAUUGGGAGGAGUUUUUCCAUGGCUGUGUAUUUGGUGAGGCAGCAGUCGUCUGCGGUGUUGUUGCAAAGACUACGGGCCAAAGGAAUUAGGAACCCUGACCACUCAAGAGCCCUGAUCAAAGAGAAACUGACAGCUGAUCCAGAGAGUGAGAUCGCUACAACCAGCCUACGAGUCUCUCUCCUGUGUCCUCUGGGGAAGAUGAGGCUGACAAUCCCGUGCCGAGCAAUGACGUGCUCACACCUUCAGUGCUUCGAUGCUACACUUUAUAUUCAAAUGAACGAAAAGAAGCCAACCUGGGUGUGUCCUGUCUGUGACAAGAAGGCUCCGUAUGAGCACCUCAUUAUUGACGGGUUGUUCAUGGAAAUCUUGAACAGCUGUUCUGACUGUGAUGAAAUCCAGUUCAAAGAAGAUGGAAACUGGUCCCCCAUGAGGUCAAAGAAAGAGGUGCAGGAGGUGUCUGCUUCCUACAACGGUGUAGAUGAUUUGUCUCGAACAGAAACGCACGAAAAGAAACGAGGAUCCUCCAAUGACAGCAGCAAGAAAGUGGAUGUGAUUGAUCUGACACUGGAUAGCUCCUCGGAGGACGAGCUGGACGAUGAGCCACCUCCUAAAAGGGCCUGUCCCUCGCUGUCUCCCGUCUCUCCACCUGCAACCAAGGGAGUGCUGAAUCUGCACAGCCAGGCGUCUCCUGUGACAAGAGCUCCCAGCAUGCCAUCCGUGGAGACCAGCUACAUUCCUCCUCCUCCUCCUCUUAUCCAGGACUACCGCCACUAUUAUCACACAACAAGUGACCUGCCAGAUCUAAAUUUCUUCUCUUUCCUCCAAGGCGACAAUCAGCAUUACAACAUGGUGAUGGCUGCUGCAGCCGCUGCAUCGGCUUCCGCCUCAGAGGACCACGACCUGCUCCUCAACCGUUACCUGCCCUACAGCUCCGCUCAAAUGUUACGGGAGCAGCCGGGCACCCCUGGGAGCAGCACGCUGGCCGCCACCAACGGGGGCAGCAACAGUGGGAGCACCAGCAGUUUGGUGUCUUCCAGCAGUCUGCGGGACCGCGACAAAGACAGGGACAGGGACAGCCACAGCAUUUCAGGAUUAUCGAGGUCCUCGGUGGAAGCUGCAGCAGCAGCCGCCAUUUAUGGCUCCAUAUCUGACGUUAUCUCUCUUGACUAGAUGCACACACAGAACUGAAAGACAAGGGAGACCUCAAGAACAGGAGUUCUAUGUAAAUAAGGAAGAGGAAGAUGAAAGAAUACAGUGCUAUGUACAGAGAGGAAAAUCUAUUUUCAAUUUUACUUAUCAUAUGUAUAUAAACUUAGGACGCUUCCUGUCCGGUGAGUUACUUCAGUUGAUAUUUUUCUGUGAAUACUGAAGACUUUUUCACACCUCUUCAUGUGGUCCUUUGAUUAUAUUGUACCUUUUGUACCUGGUUUUUACAGUUUUGUUUCAAUAUUUCAUGUCGAUGGCAUUAUUUCAGUAUACAUGCACAGAGCCUGAAGAGGUGACACCUUAUAAAUAUUUAGAAUAUAAAGAAAAUGGGCAUUGUUAUAGAUGUACAAAAGGCGAGUCACAGCAAAACAGGAGAAUGUGUAAGACUUUAUUUUCUAAAUGGCAUCAUUUCUGUCAAAAAAUGUUUUGACAGCAGAAAGAUCUGGCCAUUUUUGCCAUCACUGUAGUUUUUUUCUGUGAGACAUUCAUGCUGUGGUCAUUCAUUUUAAGGAAUUAUUUAUGAUGUAAGUUAUGUUGGAUGUGUGCUGUUUUUUAAAAGAAGCAUUCCCUAUGCCUCUAUGAACUGUUGCCACUAGAAAUGAAAAGCAAGCGCUAGAUCCUUCUGUUGUCAUAACCGUUUCUCCUCGCUUCCUGCAGUCAAAUCAAACAUGAACAAUAUUGUUGGGACUGUACCUCGGGUACAUAUAAAUUGGGAGUAAUCAGUAUUGUGAGAUCAGGCUUUCGCAUUGAGUGAGUAAAAGGCAUCCACAAUUUGACCUUUAUAUCCAUCUAAGAUUUUCAAUAUUGUGUAUUUUCUUUUAAACUAUAUACGUUUUAUGUUGCCUAUUGCUCUUAAACUCAUGCACAGAAAACUACAGAGAAGUGUUGAUCUGCUCCACUUUCAAGACGAGACUAGCUUCUAGUUCACAUAAAGUUAAUUUUUUUAAUUUAAAGACUUAAAGCUGUUCACUAAGUGUAAGUGGAUCUAUUUCAUUAUGUCUUUAUGUUUGAAUUUAGCACUUGCUUCUCCCCCCCCCCCCACAGAGUCUGUGAAGCAGUGAAGUGUCACAGUUCACACUUAAAGAGUAGUUUUCAGCUUUGUAUGUCUCUGCAUAUUACCUGAAAGCUCACCUGUUCGAGUUCUACGCUGUCCCUUAGCGAGGCCACAGGAUGCACAGCCUUUCUCUGUGUUUAGUGUAUUUGCAACAGCCUUUAAGAUAACUGUGAUAGCUUAGUCUUCGAGUGAAUCACAACAUGCAUAUUGGCCGAGAAGUUGAAAACCAUUGAAGUUAUUAUUAUGGAUGCCUCCCCGCUCUUUAUUUCUUUUGACUUGUGCUUACAGUUAGGAUUAUUUAUUAUCAUAUAUAUUUUCAGCAUUUGGUUGAUUCGUGGAUAUGCAUUGCUGUCAUUGUAUGUGAUAUUUCUUUUGUAAUUAUAUAAUUAAUGCUAUUUAAAGAUGUCAUUGUUGCUUGACAUGUAACAUUUUCUGUUCCUGUCUGUUUUGCUAUCAGAUGAUGUCAAUAACUCAAUAGACGCUUUGAUCAUUUUGAACGGCUAUAAGGUCUACUGUGCUGUUUGAUAUCUGUAAGAAUUAAACCCAUACAAGAAAGUG
This is a messenger RNA of Mugil cephalus (flathead mullet), 3640 nucleotides long. It is a transcript of the gene pias1b, whose product is annotated as protein inhibitor of activated STAT, 1b. The record is from RefSeq and is a predicted model, not a curated record. Gene Ontology annotation, biological process: regulation of transcription by RNA polymerase II; protein sumoylation. Bases 16 to 1992 code for a protein of 658 amino acids. The transcript is spliced from 14 exons. NCBI's taxonomy places the organism in Eukaryota, Metazoa, Chordata, Actinopteri, Mugiliformes, Mugilidae. Gene Ontology annotation, molecular function: SUMO ligase activity; zinc ion binding; transcription coregulator activity.